AUGCAGUCGCUGGAACAGGCACAAUUGGGUCAACUGGACCCGGCGCUGAAGACACAUCACGGCUCAUUAGAUCGACUGUUGCAGCAGCAGCAAGAGCAAAUUGCUGCGCCGCAACACCAACAACUACAACAACGACCUAGCGCCACAGCCGUGCACUCGAUAGGCGGUGUCAUUGAUGGUGGCGGCUCUGGUGCGCUGCUCGGCUCAGCCGAUUCGGAUGGUGACGGUGACGAUGAGAAGGAGCCAGAGUUGCCGCCACGUCCACCGUCGCGCAUAAAAUCGCAAACACAUGUGCGUCACAUAAAAGAGGAAUUCGAUCGCGGCGUUGAAGUUGAGAAGUUCUAUCAUCAAAUCAAUGGCGACAUAUUUGAGAUCACGCGUCGUGUGCGCGCACGUGAUGAAGACACCAUCGAACAGAAAGUGAUCAAGCGCAAAGGUUCAGUGCGCUUGCCGCCAGAGCCACCACCACGACAGGCGUCGGCUGCGGCGUCAGCAACUGCAGCACAUCCGCAGGUCUACCGCGCGCAUGGUCAUGGUCACGUGCAUCAGCACCAUGUGCACCGUCAUGUGGUGGAGAGCGGCAAACCGCAGUUACCACCGCGCCGCCAAAAGAGUGCUGAAGAGGUGCCCGUCACCAAGAGUACGACGCGCGCACCAGAGGAAUUGGAAUGGUUCGAUCGCAAAGCGCAACAAAGACACUCAGCGCGUUCAGCUGAAAGUGGCGCGGUGCGCGAGGAAACCAUCGAAUGGUUAGCGCGCCAAAGAGGGCCGGUGCGCACCUCCUCCGGUCCCAGUGAGAUCACUGUGAUGAAGGAUGAGGUGCCCGAUUGGCUCUUAGAGCAUUUGCCACGCAAACGUUCCAUGGCCGAACGGCCAACUGAAUCGAAGACGAGCGCUGCUUCCUAUGCCAAGGCGCUUAAGGAGGAGCUGGCGGAGUUGUUGAAGAAGCCACUAUCUAGACAGAGUUCAGCACAACAUAGCGAGUUUUCGUUACUCAAAACCGACAUUGUUGAAUGGCUAACGAAAUUGCAGACGUCGUCACGCAGUUCGGCGCGCGAGGAAGCGCCACCGCCGAAAACACGUCGCGCGCAUCAUCGACGCAACGGCAGCGGUGAUACGCAACGUUCGCAUUCGCAAGAGGAUGCCACUGUCGCACAACAGGCGGCGCGCAAGCGGCACUCGCUGGGUCACAGUGAUCGCAGCGAGGAAGAGAUGCUCGAUUGGAUUGCGUAUCCGCUGAAUAGGCUGCAAUCGUUAGGCAAGCCACCGCAGUUGCAACAAGUACAGACGUUGGACCGGCGCCAACCAUUCGUCGAGUUGCAUCACAAACCGGCAAUACCGCCGCUACACUCACAACUACACCAACAACCGCCUAUAUGUGCAGAACGCGAGCGGCGAUCACAUGAACGUUCGCGCGAACGCAAGCUGCGACAUUCGGCGAGUGAAGUUGUCACGGCGCCCACCACCUCUGCCGCAGCACAAAGCCAAUUGGAGCGUUUGUACGCCAAACCGCACAAGGAACGUUAUCAAUAUGUGCCUAAGGAUGCCAAGGAUAUGAUAGGAUUGCCUCCCAAGGAGAGCGCUAUGACCACUGCCGCCACCACCAGCUCAACAGUACGCGAAUCGAAGCGUGAACGUUCGCGCCGCCAUCAGACACAACGUUCGGCCACCGUCUCGGACAUGUCCGGUCAUCACAACGGCGGCCUGAAACGCAAAUCUUCAUCUGCCGAACGUGCGCCACGUUCGCCAUCGCCUUGCAAUGAUCCCGCCUGUCGUUUGCUCCCCAUUUGCACUGAUCCCCACUGCCGUUUCCUCGAAUGUCAGACCAUAGAACGCGGCGCCGGUAUGACAGUGACCACGUCGGCGUCAACGAUGAACCUCGCACGUCAUCAACAAGUGGCGCGCGCACAAAUGCACACAGUGCCUGCACACAUAACGUCGGAUGACACACCAACGCCGCCACCACCACCGCCUCCUACGACACAACAACAGCUGCAACAAUUCCAAGCGGCACCACAGCGACGCCUGGUCAUUUGUCAUGAGUGUCGCUCGUGUGCGCCGUUACUCACCUGCCAGAAUCGUAAAUGCUUCAAUGCCGCCAAGUGCAACUCACUGCCCCGCAGCGCAGCGGAUUUCAAUCGACUGCGCACCACACUCGCUCAGCCGCCGACAACACUCGACGACAUCGAACCGGCGCCGGAGACGCCAUCACCGCAAAUGCCACGCCAUCCCGGCAUGCAAUAUCGCAGCAACUCUCAACCGAAUACGCUGCAACGUGGCGACUCAGCGGCUGCCUUAUGGCAACAGGACUCUAUGGGCGCGGUGGGGAGCGGUCCUAUGUUGACUAGCGGUAUAGCAACGCAUACCUUUGUCACGAGCUCUCAACCACCGCUGCCACCUUCAUCGCUACACAUCACGUCAGCGGCCAAUGGACGUCACUACUAUAACGGUCGCAACGGUAACGGUAUAUCACAUCUGAACGGCACAAACGGCAAGCUUAUGAAGUCCGCAUCGGCGGCAUCGUUGAAUUCGCGUCGUCGUCGUCACAAAACGGUGCAUUUCGGUGAGAAUUUACUACGCGAAGUUUGUCAAAAUCGUAAACUAAUCAAAACUGAACAAGUUCCGUCCGGUUCGGCGCCGAUGAAGGCCAACAUCCAGAUGCUGUACAAUUUCGUGGAGGGCGUGUUGAGCGCGUGGGUCGACGACGACGAGGAGCAGGUGCGUUCCGGUGCCGAAUCCGAGCCCGAACAGGGUACGAUGGCACUGAAACCGAUUUACCGUUGUAAUCGACUGCGCUACCAGUGCAUCAAACGUAUCGUCGAGGAGGCGGCAGAGUUGCAUGGCACUCUGAAGUUGGGGAAUUCACGUUACCGGCACAGACAUUGGCGCAGCACCGCCAAGCAAUGCAACGAAAUGUUUCUGCGAAAGAUAUCUGAUGAUGAUCGAAUGAGCUUAACUACAGCCGUAUCUGAUGAAGAUGAUGGCGAAAGUGUCAUGGCGUCACCAUAUAAAGCAAAGGCAACUGGAACUGCUGCUUCCUCAUUCAAUUGUACUGGCGCUGUACGCAAAGCUGGUUUCUUAUCGGUGAAAAAAUGGCUUUUACGCAAAAAGCAUCAAAUCGAAUUGGCACGCAAACGUGGCUGGAAAGGCUAUUGGGUAUGCCUCAAAGGCACCACACUACUCUUCUAUCCAUGCGAUUCACGUGAGGGACGUAGCGUCGAAGCGGCACCAAAGCAUUUAAUUAUUGUUGAUGGUGCGAUUAUGCAACCAAUACCGGAGCAUCCCAAACGUGAUUAUAUAUUCUGUUUGAGUACAGCAUUCGGUGAUGCGUAUCUAUUCCAGGCGCCAUGUCAGGUUGAAUUAGAAAACUGGGUUAACAGUAUUCACAGCGCCUGUGCUGCGGCAUUUGCCAGACACCGUGGCAAAACUGGAACUUUACAUUUACUACAAGAAGAGAUUUUCCGCUUGGAGAAAGCCAUCGAAUCGGAUCACAAGCUGAAGCACAUGGCUGAGCUGCAGCAAUCCGUUGUUACCGACCAGGAUACGCGCCAUCAAAUACAAACACAAAUCCUACAAUGGGAAGAGAAUCUGGAGCGUUUACAUUGCGAACAGUUUCGCUUGCGUUGCUACAUGGCGUCAUUGCAGAGUGGCGAAUUGCCAAAUCCAAAAUCCUUGCUCACACACGUCUCACGGCCAACUAAGAACACUUUGAAUAAAUUGGGCGUCUUUACUGUAUCCUCAUUUCAUGCAUUCAUAUGUGCUCGUUCGCCAUCAUUGCUGAAUAAUUUAUUGGCCGGACGUGGCGCUACCAAACGUCGACCACCGAUGCUCUCGCGUUCGAAUAGCGGUUCCAGUCGACGUUCAAUGCAGAUGAAUUCACGUGACGAACCGGAAAAAACCUUCAAAGUUGCCAUGCCUGAUAAUGCUUACGCCACGGUUUAUCUACGUGACGCCAUGUCGGUGGAGGAGUUUUUGGCCAGCGCCUGUGCUCGUCGCAAUCUCAAUCCGAUGGAGCAUUUUGUACGUGUGAAGAAGCGACGUGACAUGGAGGAUCACAACUACUUUGUGCCACAUCGCAAUGAUUUGAUUGAAAAUUACUUGCAUAAUCACGAAUUCGUCGAGGUCUGCAUGAAGAUACUCUAUCAAGUGGAAUUACAUCGCACCACACUCGAACAAAUGUGGGGCUUCUCUGUCGAGGCGGAACUGAUCGAGAAUGCCGAACGGCAAGAUGAACUCUGCUGCUAUGUGAGCCGUGUGGAGGACAAGAGUGUGGCCAUGCAAAACGGUAUUAUCAAGGGAGACGAAAUAAUGGUGAUCAACGCUGCAAUUGUAUCCGACUUGGAUAUGAUGUAUUUGGAGAGUGUACUGCAAGAGGAGCAAUCACUAUGCAUGAUGAUGCGCUCAUCACGCACUGAGCCACCAGAUCUAGUUGGCAUUAUGCGCGUCACUGAUGACAUGAUUGAUUCAUUGGUUUGUCCACCGCCACCAUCGGAUCCGCCCGUAAUGAGCGAGGAGAUGAUAUCCGGUUUAAUCGUGCCGGCGCCUGGUUGGAAUGGCACCGGUAAAGAUUUAUAUUCACCUGAGGCCGAAAGCUCACCGGCACCAUCAUCCGUUGAACCGACACCAGCACAAAUGGUCGCAGCCGCCACCGUCAAGCCGACCUCACGUACAAGCAGUUUCGAAAUUGAGAAUCUUCUCAAGACCGCAGAGCAGGUUACCGGAUUUUGUCGUUCACCUCAGGAAACCCGUAAAUCCAGCCCGACUGGUUCUGUCACCUCGUCAGUCUCGAAUGCCGCACUGACACCGUCACGUCAGCUCACCGACGCCGAGAAAUUGCGCAAGGUCAUAUUGGAGUUGGUCGACACGGAACGUACUUAUGUUAAGCACUUAAACAAUCUAUUGGAACACUAUUUGGAACCAAUGAAACGCGAAACAUUCCUAUCGAAUGCCGAAAUCAAUGCACUCUUUGGUAACAUACACGAAAUCGUCACGUUCCAAAGGCAAUUUUUGCAAAAUCUCGAAGAAGCGUUGGAAUUGGAACCAGACUUCCAUAAGUUCGAGCAUUCGAGUCAGUUCCGGAACGUGCUCUUCGCGAUCGGUUCGGCCUUCUUGUACUACGUCAACCAUUUCAAGCUCUACUCAUCAUUUUGUGCUAGUCACAGCAAGGCACAGAAGGUUUUGCAUCCAAAUGAAGGUAAUCAUGCACUACAGGAAUUCCUUGCCGCACGCAAUCCGAAGCAACAGCACAGCAGCACAUUGGAAUCGUACUUAAUCAAGCCGAUACAGCGCAUACUCAAGUAUCCGCUGCUGCUGCAACAGUUGCGCAAUUUAACCGAUACGCGAGCCGAUGAACACUUGCACUUGUGCGAGGCACUCAAGGGCAUGGAAAAGGUAGCCGAGCAUAUCAAUGAAAUGCAACGAAUCCACGAGGAAUAUGGUGCUAUAUUCGAUCAUUUAUUCCGACAACAUCAGAAGUCAUGCAAGCAGCCCAUCGAUUUGAGUCCAGAUCAUUCGUUCCUCGAUACAGGUGAUCUGCUUUAUUAUGGCGGCGUUGAGUGGCUUAAUAUUUCUGAUUUUCUGGGUAAAAUUAAGAAGGGUCUGGAAUUGCACGCAAUGUGCUUUGUUUUUAAAUCAGCGGUUGUGUUCCUUUGCAAAGAACGUUUGCGUCAAAAGAAGAAACUUAUGGGUGUUUCGAGUAAAAACGCACCCAACGAAGUGGAAAUCAUACGCUAUCAAGUGCUCAUACCCGUCACCGAGGUACAGGUGCGCGCCUCUUCAGCCAAAGAUAUGGACUCACACUUCCUAUGGGAAUUGAUACAUUUACGCUCGCAACUACAACGCCGCUCCGAGAAGGUUUACGUACUCUCGAAUAGCACGGCCGAUUUUCGUAAUGCAUUCCUGAAGACCAUACGACAAAUCAUACGCGAAAGCGUACGCAACAUGUCCAUACCGAUGAAGGGUUUCGGCAGCAGUGGCUCAGUAUCGGGCAUUUCAUCGCAAGGUGGCGGUUCGGGCAGUUCGCAAACGCUUGAGCGGCCAAAGCAACAGAUAACAAUCAUACAAGGCUCACAGACAUUGGGUAAACCCAAGAAGAAGUCCGGUUCGCAGCGUCAUUCGGCCGGCAAUAUCGAUUAUGAUAAUCUAUCGGGCAGCCAAGAGGCCGACGAUGUGCCCAUGUUGCAUCAUCAGCAUCAACAGCAACAACUACAACCGACUGGUUUCCGUGGACGCAGCAAGACUGUGGGCGAUGCUACAGAACUAAUGUCCUCCUCCAUAGACCCACAGCAGCAGCAUCAGCAUCAACAGCAACAGCAACAACAUCAAAAGCAUAUGCAACAUCAUCAACAACAACAACAAAUGCAUCAUCAUCAUCAGCAAAUGCAUCAGAGCGAUAUUGAACGCAUGGAUCCGGGUACUAAAUCGGAAGGUGAAGAGGACUCCCAGCAGGGUACAAUAAAAGCGAAAGCAACGCUGGGUCGUACACCCAAUCACUUGACAUUGAGCACCACAUCAACCCUAUCGGUUGGCAGCACUGGUAGUCAAGCGCGUUUGAUACAAUCAUCUCAUCCGCCAUCGAGCUAUCAGCCCGUACUCAUGAAAGAUUUAGGGUCCCCGGUGUGGAAACCACGAGACAUGAUUAAUUUAGGCGAUGCACAGUCGACAACGCGCAAAGACGAUGCGAACAAAUAAAGCAAGACAAGAAAGAACAAAUGAACAAAAUUGAACAAGAAAAAUUGCAAUUUCAAUUUCGAAACACAAAACGUAACGCAAAUAUGCAAAAAAUACCAAUACAUAUAAACCAAACUAGAAAAAACCAUAAAAGCCCAAAAACAGAAAACGAAUGUGAACCUAAUUAAUUAAUUAGAACAAAGCCGAAAUCUGAUUAGAAGUUUGAAAACACAAAGAUUGUAACGCAUAGAUUAGCACAAGCGAUAUCUCUACUACAUAUUGUACUAGGUACUGACUCGAAACAUAUUGUAAUUUGCUGAAAGCGAGACGAAAAUGUGGACAAAAAGCGUGGAAAAUCUAAAUUUUGAAAAUUUAGACAUAUUUUGAAAGUUUAUGAAAAUGCUAGGAAUUUUAAAAAUAUUUAAAGAACACAUUUAUAAUUUAAAAUGUUUCAAAAAAAAAAUUUUUUGAAAAAAUGUGUUUUUGAAAAUUUUAAAGCGAUUUGAAUUCAAAAAAAAAAAUUAGUAAAUUAUUAAACAACCGUAAAUUUCAGUAACAUUUGAAGACAGUCAAACUUCAAACUAUACAAAAUAUGAAAAUUUUUUUGAAAUCUGAAUAUAGGGAAAUAACCUAUUUUCGAAUUUUUGGAAAUUUGAAUAUAGAAAAAGGGAAUAUUUAAAUUUCCAACAACAUAGUAUUUUUAAUAUUCCAAAUAUGUAAUCAACAAAAAAUUUUCUAAUAAUAUUUAUUAAGAAAAAUCUAAAUUUUUUUCUUACUUUAGAAAAAUUUCGAAGAUUUGUAAAAAAAAUAUUGAAAAUCGCUAAAUGUUCGAAAGUUAAAUUUGAAGCCCUUUUCUCCCUGCUAAACACUCAAUAAUAGAGAAAAAUAUAAAAUCUGAUCAAUUUUUAUUUCGAAUCUUAAAUUUUGAACUUGUUAUAACCUAAGAUUUUCAAAAAUUCGAAGUUUCUAAGAAAAUUCUGUGUUCUGGUGGCCUUUGCACACUGGAAACAUAAGCUCCAAGUAGAUCCUUGUAUUCACAUUUAUAUUCAAUUAAUUAGUGGCAGAGAUGUUAUCACAAGAUAUUUAAAAAAUAUAAUAAAUAUAAAUUUUUUUUUUUAAUUUUUGAAAAUUUUCGAAGAUUUGGAAAAAAAUAUUGAAAAUCGCUAAAUGUUCGAAAAUUAAAUUUGAAGCCGUUUUCUCCCUGCUAAAUACUCACUUAAUAAUAGAAAAAAUUAUAAAAUCCGAUCACUUUUAAUUUCGAAUCUUAAAUUUCGAACUUGUUAUAACCUAACAUUUUCAAAAAUUCAAAGUUUCUCAGAAAAUUAUGUCCACCAGAACACUGGAAAACUAAGCUCUAAGUAGAUCUUUGUAUUCACAUUCAUAUUCAAUUAAUUAGUGGCAGAGAUGUUAUCACAAGAUAUUUAAAAAAUAUAUUUUUUAAAUUACUUAUUUUAACACGGUGUUCAGAAGUUCACCAAAUGAAGAGAAAUGGUCUUCAAAUCCUUCAUAAAUAUUCAAUACGUGAGCAUUUCACAAUUCGAUUUCACUUUGUAUCAUAACCUCAAAAUCUACGAACGUAAAUUAAUUGAAAAGGACAUAAGUAGAGAUUUUCGAAAAUGAACAGCAAAUUUAAAACAAAUAUUAAGAUGAUUGUAAAUUAAUUCUAUGAAAUAUGUGAAUGCUGAAACUGUUUUUAUGCAAAAAAGUACAUUUUUAAAUUGUUAAGAAGAAGACAUGUCUUCUAAUACAGUGAUUUCCGGACUUCACUAACCAAAUAUCAAUUGUCUACAUAUUCGUCUCGGCAGCAAGAACACUUUGCAUUAAAUUUUGUCAGCAGAAAAGCAUUAAAUGACAAAAGGUAAACGGUGUUAACUGUAAAAUGGCAUAAGUCAAAAGCAUACAAAUGAUUAAUGCAGCAGAAGGAAUGAAACAAGCUAGAAAAAAAAUUAUAAAAAACCGUUGAACACACAUAUUCACACAUACAAAUGUAUGUUAAGGAGAAAAUUCGAAGAAACUUCACCAAAAAUAGACACAAAUUGAAAGACCGAAAAAAUCAUAAAUUAAAAUUUAACAAAAAACUUAGAAAAUAUAUGCAAAUUCACAUGUUGUGAAAUUUUAGUACUUUAAGGCAAAACUAAAACCAAACUGAAAUCAUAAUUGCAUAAGUAAAACACUUAAGUUUAAAAUAAAUAUGAAAUUUACUAAUAAGAAAACUGAAAAAGGAAAACAAAACAGUUAAGACACGAAAACUAAAAUUAUAGUGCAGUAUAGCAGUGAGAUAUGCGAUUCUACAUGAUGCAUAUAUACCAUAUAAUUAAUAAAUAAAUAAGGAAAUCAGCAAAACAAAGCAGAAAAUUAAAAAAAAAAAAGAUUAGUGAAAUUUCGAAAAGGAAAACGUUUUUAAUUAAAUCAAAUUAAUUAAUAUGUAACUAACAAAUUUAAUUAAAAAUUACAAGGCAUAGACACUAUUAAAAAAAAUAUAAUUAAUAAAUUUACAAAACAAAAACAAGAAAACAAAGAAAGUAAUAAUGAAAGUAUAGCACGCGACAGAAAAUCACGCUUAACAAAUGUUUUCGAUAUUAAGUUUUAAACAAACACAAAAAAAAACAUUUAAAAUUAUUGAAAAUUAUUAAAAAAAAAAAAGUUCAACAUUUUUUUAUUAAAUGUUUAUACGAGCAUACGUUUCAUUUCAACUUAAUUAAAAAAUUCACCCACACACAAACACACACGCAAACCCUAAAAACUAUAAACUCACUGUGAGUAACAAUAAAUAACGGUAAAAAAUUUAAUGCUCACAGUUAUGCAAUUUCGAAUUCCAAAAUAACGAACACUUAAGAGCAUUCAUAACCUAAAAUGAAAUUAGAAAGACAGAAGAAAUGGACUUAUAGACACUAACACACACACAACCGUAGCAAGACAGAAGCAAUUGGUAAAAGAUUUCAAAUAAGAAAAGCAUAAAUAAAGAGCCUGAAACGCUGACAACCAACACACAAACAAAAGCAGUGAGUAGCAAAAUCUAAAAAAAAAAAUAAAAAAAAUAAUAAAUAAUUAAAAACUAAAACUAUUGACGUUUAACUGUUGAUGAAAAAGUAAGAAAAGCAAACGAAAACUAAGGAAAAUUCAAAUUCCACAACCUAAUGAACCCAAGUUUAAAAGAAAAAAAUCAAAAUAAACCCAAACACACACACCUAAAUACAACUAUAGGCACACCCAAAACUGUAAUUUCAAAGAAAUUAAAUUUGAAAAAAAAACAACAACAAACAAUAGCCAAUAAAUGCUGCAAAGUUGUGUGAACUAAAAAAAUAAAUAAAAUUAUAGCAAAAAGUAAAGAAUGAAAAAUGAAAUUAAACUAAAAUUCUAAGCAAAAACGAAUAAUUAGUAAAUUUAAAAGAACCAUAAAGAAUUGAAAAGCAAAGAAAUACAUAUGUAUUAUUAAUCGUCAACACUUGAAUUUAUUUGGUUUCAUUUUUUACAAAAUACAAAUCGAAAAGUAACGAAAUUUAACCAAAAAUAACAAUGCAAUUUGCAAUAUAAGUCUACAAGCUGUCUAAACUGAACAUACUCUACGAGCAUUCUCUGUUACAUCACACCAUAACGCGCAUUUUCUGUUCUACAUAUUCACAUACAUACUUGGAAAAUUUCAAUUUCACAAAUUUUAUGAGAAUUUCUAAUUUUUUUCAUGUUCUUCUGUGAGUUUUGUAGUUUUUUGUGGUAUGCUUUUAGGCGCAGGAAGUGACAUAAACAAGUUACAGUGUUGAAAAAAAAUAGAAGAAGUAAGCAGAGAAGAGCAAGAUGAUAAAGUGACGUUCUAUCUUCUAACUAUGAAGGCUUCUUUAACCUUUAACGGAAAUUAUAUGCUUAAUAAGCCUUUUUUGUACUAGGGUCAGGUACUAAUAUACUAAGGGUUCCUAAAGCAAUUUUUCUAAAAAUAGAUUUCUUGUUGCAAAGGAGCCGAGCCUUGGCAUCCCUACUUUAGAAAUCAUUUUGCAAUGAGCCUCGAAUAAGAUCGAAUUUUUUCAAAAUAUAAGUGCAAAGUCCAUCUAAAGAUUUUCAACUGCUCACUACACAUCCAAUACAACUCUGUGUACCAUAUUUUUUUAAUAUAAAAACACAUAAAUCUUCAAAUGAUUUUUUGUGACAAGUAAAAAUUUGAAACCAGUUAUGGCUCGAAUACGCUUAAUAUAAAGAGUGAUUCAUUUCGAGCUUCCCCACUUGAAAAAAACACAGAAAAUUCAAAUUUAUUAUGGAAAAAAGCUUAUCAUCAUUCGAAAGAAAAUUCUUUGGCAAUUAUUUUUUAAAGAUUAUCUCUUUAAAAUGUAGGCCAUGGCUACGUCUCAGAUGGUUCAUCCGUUGAGUCCAAUUUUCGAUGAUUCAUACGAGCAUGCCGACUGGUAACUGGCGAAUACCAUGCGUAAUGUUUUGCCUGGAUUGAAUGCGAACCAUAGACUUUAGACUUUAGUCUAACGGUGUGAUAUCACACCAUAUUGGUGACCAAUCGACAGGCCCACAACGUGAAAUUAUCUGCUCAUCGAAGUGUUCUUUCAAUAAAUCCAUUGAAUGAUACGAUGUGUGCCGUCUUGAUGAAACCAAAUGUCACCGAGAUCACGAGCUUCAAUUUCAGGCAUCAAAUAGUCGGUUAUCAUGGCGCGAUAACGAUCGCCAUUGACGGUUACGUUCUCACCGUCAUCAUUUUUGAAGUAAAAUGGACUGAUUCUACCGGCCCCAAACAGCUGGAUGAAAUUGCAGCUCGUGAAUCUCUUUACGUUGCUCUUCGUACCGAAUUCAGCAAUUCUGCUUGUUUACAUACCCAUUGAGCCCGAAAUGGGUCUCAUCACUGAACAGAAUUUAGCUCGAAAACGUCGGAUCUUAUUGUAACUUUUCAAGAGCCCAUAGAACGAAGCGCUAAAUGUCGCUUAGGAAGGUCAGUUCUUGUACAAGCUGUAUUUUGUACGCUCUCAAUUUAAGAUCCAAUAAUUAAUGCUGGGCCUCAAGAUGGGUCAUGGUGUGGCGAAUAGUACGUUCAGUAUGCCGAUUAUGUUGACCAUGAGUAAUAAAGUUGAACAAUUUGUAAACGUUGUUCAGACGUAAGACUUUCCAUCAUGAAAUGUUAAACAAUACUGAACAAAAAUAACAUGACAGCCUAUAUAUAAGACUAUUGAAAAAGAACCUCUACUUAGAUCAGCCUUUAUAUCGGUAGUCUAAAAUGAGCAAUUGAUAUCGAAUUUGGUUUUGUUAUAUGGAUGAUCCGAUGACGAUGUUUGGAUGAUAAAUGAUUCAGACUAUGGAUUUCCAUUUAUAGAGAGAGUCUCUUAAUUUAGUCAUAUAAUAAGUAAUCUAAUUAAGAGACUUUUUAAAUUAAGCGAGUGUCUUGAACUAAUUUGAUAGGCUUUUGAUAACCAAAGAGAUACUCAAUUAAAGCUUGAUGGCAUUAGUUAUUCGCAAAGCUAUUAGCUUCGCUCAAUUAGCCAAGAAGAGUACUAAUUAAGAGAUCAGAAGCGAAUUUUGAGAAACUGCUUCUGAGAACAAAAUCUGUGGAUUAUAUAACAAUGUUACAUCCAAAAACUGUCUGAAGCUACCACAAAACUAAACUCACAAUCUAAAGGAAGAACAUUCAUGCAAUUCUUAAAUUAUUUAUUAAUUACAACUGGAGAAAGAGAACACAUGACGAACAACAAAUAUUUAAACAACAACAAAACAACCAAACACACACACACGAGGAAAAAUACGAAAUAAAUUAAUGCAACUAAUUACUGUUAAAAACGUAGCAUUUUUAAGGUGAAUCCCAAAAAAAAAAAUAAAAAACAAAAACAAAAAAUAAAAUGAAACAAGCAAAUGACGAACAAUUAAGACUCGUUUUUAAAUAACGUUUAAAUACACGUUAGAGCAAAACUUAGAGAAAAUACCGUAAUUAUGUAUGUAUGGCAUAAAACAUACAUGAAAAAACAGUAAAUAACAGUAAAUAAUAAAAUUCAAUGAAAAUCUUAGCAAAACCGAAAGUAUUGACAGCAAGUGCGUUGGACCAGGAAGCAGUUGGCAUAGAAGAGGCAAUACAUUACAUUACAUACAGAACAAACAAAGUAGCAAAAUACAAUAACAAAAACAAAUACAAAUGAAUACUAAACAAUAAUAAAUCAAAUUAAAGCGAUUAACCGAUGCUAGUGCAAUUUCAAUACGAAACAACAUUACAAAAAAAAACAUGCAUACAUACAAACAAAUAAAAAAAUAAAAAAAUAAAUUAAAAUAAUUAAAUUAAAUUAAAUCAAAUAUAUAUAAAUAAAUAAAAAAGCGUACAUACAUGCCGUUAUAAACAAAAACAAAAACAAACAAAAAACCAGGCGUUGUAUGACUGCGUAAAUAUAGUGAAAUUGUUUUAAUGCUAAUUUUGUGUACAUCAUAUACAUCAAUACACACACAACAUACAGAGUUUAUGUGAAUUGAAUGCCUUCAGUUAUCGAAAUCAAAAGUUUAUCAACAAAUAUACAUACAUACAAUAAACAUAGUUACAUUUAUAAAAUAAAAUAAAUAAAAAUUAAUUAAUUAAAAGAUAACAAAAACAAAAACAAAAGCGAUUAAACCAAAGCGUAAUUUAUACAUUACUUAUAUACCUAAGUGCAUACAUACAAACAUACAUACAUACUAACAUACAAUAUCAUCACAACAUAGCCGAAGAACAAUAAAUUGUUGCGUAAUACAUACAUACAGACAAAAAAAUUGUUUUUUUUGUAGUCGAAUUUUUUAUUAAUUUUAACAAAUUUCAUUUGUUAUCGCUAAUCGUUAAGCGUUAAUCGAUAACACACGCUCAGCCGUACGAUAAAUGAGACAUACUCAAACAUAAUGAUUUAUAUAUACAUAAGUAUAUAUAUAUAUAUAUAUAUAUAUAUGUAUUUAAGCUUUAAGUAAAUGUUUAAUUAAUUUCUACAUUUAAGUACACACACACACACACACAUACAUAAACACACAAUUAAUGUAUUUUAAUGAAUUUAUUGAUUUUUAAAAAAAGUGCAAUUCACAAAUUGCAUUUCGUUUAUAUACAUAUUGAACUAUUAAACUAAAUGAUAAAUAAAUUAAAGCAAAUAAAUUGAA
Zeugodacus cucurbitae (melon fly) is the source of this 13752-nucleotide messenger RNA. RefSeq names its product protein still life, isoforms C/SIF type 2 (gene sif). The record is from RefSeq and is a predicted model, not a curated record. The transcript is spliced from 22 exons. Gene Ontology annotation, biological process: positive regulation of axonogenesis; small GTPase-mediated signal transduction; activation of GTPase activity. Lineage: Eukaryota; Metazoa; Arthropoda; Insecta; Diptera; Tephritidae. Bases 1 to 6690 code for a protein of 2229 amino acids. Gene Ontology annotation, molecular function: guanyl-nucleotide exchange factor activity; protein binding. Gene Ontology annotation, cellular component: synapse; membrane.